Sordaria macrospora k-hell is the source of this 3093-nucleotide messenger RNA. The record is from RefSeq and is a predicted model, not a curated record. NCBI's taxonomy places the organism in Eukaryota, Fungi, Ascomycota, Sordariomycetes, Sordariales, Sordariaceae.
AUGGGGACAGAGAUCGAACUUGACGUCGAGGGCCAGACGGAGCCUCCUAUAUGUGGCUUCAAAAGUCCAACAACGUCCAAAACAACCACACGGUCCCCGACCUUGACUACGCUCAACACUGGGACCAUCAUCGGAGAAGAAUGUGAAGGCGGGGCCGACGACGACGCCACUGUCAACCGUGCGUCGGGAGAUACCACCGCCACCACUACUACUACCGAAACCGGAACCGGAGCCGGACCCAGCCGUCUCCCGUCCUUUACCCCCGAAGCGGCCCACACCCUUUCGGUGCCGGACGUCUCUGCUCUUCUCAACACCAACCCUGAAAAUGGAAUCGACAGCAAUGAAGCUGCCCGUCGUCUACAGCACCAUGGCCCCAACAAGGUUGAGGGUGCCAAGGGUUUAUCCCUUUGGACGAUUCUCAUGAGACAAGUCUCCAACAGCUUGACUCUUGUCCUCGUUAUCACCAUGGUCCUGUCUUUUGCCAUCAGUGACUAUAUCGAAGGCGGUGUCAUUGCUGCAGUCAUUCUUCUCAACAUCAUAGUCGGCUUCCUGCAGGACUAUCGCGCCGAGCAAACCAUCCAGGCUUUGUACGCCCUGUCGGCGCCCACCUGCAAAGUGAUCCGGUCCGGGGCCACCACUACCAUCAAAGCCGAGGCACUCGUGCCAGGUGACAUUGUCCGCCUCAAUGUCGGCGAUGUCGUCCCCGCCGACCUCCGUCUCGCCACCAGCAUCAACCUCUCUACCGAUGAGGCCCUGUUGACCGGCGAAUCGCUGCCCGUCAGCAAGCAUGCUGAGGUGGUCAUGGCCCGGGACCGCGAGGUCCCUCUCGGUGACCGCUCUAACAUGGUCUACUCAGCUAGCACCAUUACUCGCGGGCGCGCCACUGGCAUCGUUGUCUCCACGGGCAUGGGCACCGAAGUAGGCAAAAUCGCGGGCCUGUUGCGCGAUAGCAAUGGCGGGCGCAACAAGAAGCACGUCGACAAAGAAGAAAUGGGAGCACUCCGCUCGCUGCUCGUCCGUGCCCGAAACGGCAUGCGCGUCCUCCUCGGCCUCGACGGCACUCCGCUGCAGGUCACGCUGAGCAACAAGUUCGACGUCACGGACGAGGUUCUCAUCUAUGGUAUCUGCGUCGCCGUGGCCGUCAUCCCUGAGUCUCUCAUUGCUGUGUUGACCAUCGCCACCGCGCUCGGCACUCAUGCCAUGGCCCGCGGAAACGUGGUUAUCCGCAAGCUAGCCGCACUUGAGGCGGUGGGCGGGGUCACCAACAUCUGCUCGGACAAGACGGGAACGCUGACGCAGGGAAAGAUGGUGACCAGAAAGGUCUGGCUGGUUGAUGGUACCGAGGUCGAAGUCCAGGGGACGACGCAUCCUUUUGAUCCUACCAGCGGGUCGGUCAAGAUCGGAGAGGAAACCCUGAAGAGGCCAUUGGCGAAAAAGGGAGAGAAUCUCAAAGAAUUUCUGGAGAGCAUUGCGCUCUGCAACAACUCGGCUGUUACCAAGGCCGAGACUUAUACGGCUAUCGGUGAGCCCACCGAGAUUGCGUUGCAGACGUUUGCGAUGCGUUUUGGUAUGGGAAAGCCAAGUGUCUUGGCUGCUGAUGAUGGACAGUCUCGGCAGCAGCAGCUGCUACUCGCCGAGUACCCCUUUGAUUCAUCCUGCAAGAGGAUGACGGUCGUUUACACAAACACGGAGAGCGGAUCUUCUGGUGCUGCUUACGCUUACACCAAGGGUGCGCUCGAAGCUCUGCUGCCUUUGCUUGACGCUUCCGACGAGCAGAAGAUUGAAGUCGUAGCUAAGGCGGAAGCCCUUGCUGCCCAAGGUCUGCGUGUCCUUUGUGUUGCCAAGCGUUCCGUCGAUGGAGCCCUCUUUCAGUCCGCUGCAGCAGUCCAGAAGUGUCAAGCAGCUGGUAUCACGGUCCACAUGGUAACCGGCGACCACGUCAAGACUGCAACGGCGAUUGCCUGCGAGAUUGGUAUCAUCAAGCCGAGCAGACAAACUGAUGGGACCCAGGUGAUGGUGGCCAGCGCUUUUGACAGUCUCACAGAUGCCGAAAUUGACUCUCUGGAAAGUUUGCCCUUGGUGCUUGCGAGAUGCAGCCCGUCAACAAAGGUUAGAAUGGUCGAAGCCAUGCAUCGGAGAAAGGCAUUUUGCGUCAUGACUGGUGAUGGCGUCAACGACUCCCCCGCCCUCAAGAAGUCGGACGUGGGCAUUGCCAUGGGCCUGAGCGGUAGUGAUGUCGCCAAAGAGGCGGCGGAUAUGGUUCUUACAGAUGACAACUUUGCCUCCAUUGUUACCGCCAUCGAAGAGGGAAGAAGGCUCUUUGAUAACAUUCAAAAGUUCCUUCUACACCUCCUCAUCUCCAAUAUCGCCCAGGUCAUUCUGCUCCUCAUUGGCCUUUCGUUCAAAGACAAUGCCGGCGUCUCCGUGUUCCCGCUCUCCCCGCUCGAAAUCCUCUGGGCCAACCUGGUCACCUCCUCUUUCCUCGCCCUUGGUCUCGGCCUCGAAGAUGCCCAGCCGGACGUGAUGCAGCGCCCUCCGCACGACCUCCAAGUCGGCAUCUUUACGCGCGAGCUGAUCAUUGACAAGUUCGUCUACGGCACCGCCAUGGGCGGACUCUGUCUGGCGGCCUUCACCAGCGUGGCAUACGGCAUGUCAGGCGCUGACGGGCUCGGCGAGGGCUGUAACGAGGACUGGUCUUCGGAAUGCGGCGUGGCAUUCAGGGCGAGAGCGACCACGUUCGCUACGCUAACCUUCCUACUACUUGUCACGGCGUGGGAGUGCAAGCACUUUACCCGGUCGCUGUUCAACAUGCAUCCAGAGAAGUACUCGGGCCCACUGUCCGUCUUCAGGACGGUUUGGCAGAACAAGUUCCUGUUUGGCGCCGUGUCAGCCGGCUUCGUGAUUUGUUUCCCUGUCAUCUACAUCCCGGUUAUCAACCACGUGGUCUUUAAGCAUAAUGCCAUCACGUGGGAGUGGGGCGUCGUUGCUGCUUGUGUGGUUGUUUAUGUGGCCAUUGUCGAGGCUUGGAAGGCUCUCAAGAGACGGACUUACAAGCCCAAUAUCGUGACUCCAGUUGGUGGAGAGGGAGUGUAA